Messenger RNA from Phlebotomus papatasi, 3215 nucleotides. RefSeq lists its product as uncharacterized. Gene Ontology annotation, cellular component: membrane. Gene Ontology annotation, molecular function: group II metabotropic glutamate receptor activity. The record is from RefSeq and is a predicted model, not a curated record. The coding region runs from base 1143 to 2951 and encodes 602 amino acids. Gene Ontology annotation, biological process: G protein-coupled glutamate receptor signaling pathway; regulation of synaptic transmission, glutamatergic. Lineage: Eukaryota; Metazoa; Arthropoda; Insecta; Diptera; Psychodidae. The transcript is spliced from 4 exons.
UACCCCGCGGGAAAUAUUUGUUUGUUGUAAAGAAAGUGCAUCAAAUGGGGAGAUAGGUAUUUAUCCACACUUGAUGAGGCGCAAUGCAAAUUUCACGAAGGUGGAACAUAUUAACACAAAAAGAGCCGAACAUGUAUGUUUGUGUGUGAAAAAUUGUGAGUUUAAAGAAAACUGCAAUUAUUGCAUUUUUAAGCUCCAAUUCAUUUCAAUAUUGCAUCUCACUAUAAUUUGUUCCACAUUCAAUAUCCAUCCAUUCUUAGGCAUCAUCUUCGUGUAUUUUUUUUCUUUUCUCUCAUCUGCACACACUUGAGGGCCUUUUUUUUUCUUCUCGUCCAUUGAUUCAACACAACAAAUGAGAAAUUUUUGCAUCGUGCUGGGUGUCUACACAAUUUUUCAGUUCAUUUUGAGCUUUCCUUGUUGAAAGACGAAAUUAGAGACCACUCGCUGGUCAUACGGAGCUAACAAUCAAGUUAAUAUUAUUUUUUUUUCGAGGGAGAACAAGAGGCGUUACUUAAAUUGUUACUUUGUGUGUACAAUUUUGAUAAAUUGUGUCCUUAAUAUCACACAUUUGAGCUAAAUAAAGACAUGUUAUCCAGCUUGAUCAUUGAGUGGAUAUCAAGUGUUAAUUGUGAAUUGAUUGAACAGAGAAAAAAGUGAAUGAGAGUGCUUUUGGCAGAAACGAUCAUUGGAAUAACAUAAAAAUGCCUAAAAAAUAAAUAUUUUUGCAUCUACUCUCCCGUACUGUACACAAUCCAUCAUCGUUCUAAAUCAAUGUUGCACCUUUAGUAUAGAUGAGAACGAGAAGAAGGAAAAAAACAACAGACUUUAAGAGACGAAGAGAAUACAUUCCUUGUGCGUUGUGUAUGUGUGUUGUGUGAAAAAAUAAUUUGAGACAGCACAAAUGUGAUUUAACAACUCUACCUUCAACCGGUUUCUUGAGCCAAGAGACACAUCUUCCACAAGACAAAUCCACCAGGGCAAAGGCGAAGUGGAGGAGAACCAAAAGCACAUAAGAGGAAGGAAGGGAACAAAAAAAGAGCCACAAAAGAGAGACAGAAGGAAAAGAAGAAAAAAAAAGAAGAGAUAAUACACAAAAGUGGAGUUCACGCUCGUGAUCGCGAUCGCUAUAUUUCUAGUUUAGUAUGGCUCGUCAGCCAGCUAAGUCGGCCCCCCUAUUGCUGGCGACGUUGGCCACACUCCUCAACUUCGUCACACCAUCCGACUACUAUUCUGUGUCUGUGGAUACAAGUGAUAUCAACACGGUGAAUAGCAAUUAUCCAAAAUUCGGUGAUCGUAUCUCACCACGGCAUCGAUACAGUGCUGAAGAUCGGACAAGUGUUAAUAGUAGUGCAUCAAGUGGUAGUGUUAGGGAUCAUCCUAAGAAUAUAACUCACCUCCAUCGGUUGAGUUCAAAUGACAUUGGGCGUAAAAGUGAUGAGUACUCCAAUGAGAUUGAUCCUAUCUUUGCGGACAAUCAAAUUGAGAGCAAUGUGUCAUCAGCCCAGGCGCAUCGUCUUGAGAUGUCCACGGAAUUUUUCGUGGUACCACCAACUGUGCCCUCAACCAGUCGUUACCCAUCUGUGCGAUCAUCAGCCUCUUUUGGCGGCAUGAUCCUCACGGCCAAGACCACGUCUGAAGCCGCUAGUGGCAAUAUUACACCACCCACAAUUGUACCCACCCACUCAAUGGGCCUGAGGAAGGAACCAUGGGUGGUGCCAGUAUUGAUCCUCUCAUCCCUGGCCAUGAUCAUGAUGGUGGCAUUUGAGGUGUUUGUGCUGUGCAAAGUAUGGCGAACAUCACCGAGUCGGAGGCAUCUGUUCCUCGGUCAGAUGCUCCUCCUGGGACUCUUUGCCUGUGCUGGACUCGCAGCCAUUGUCACAUCUACACCUACAGUGGUGUCCUGUGCAAUUGUUCGCUUUGGUUCUGGAGUAGCCUUUGCCCUGGUAUUUGCCUCCCUCCUGGUUAAAUGUGUAUUCCUGAUCAGCUUGAAUGGGGGAGUAUAUCUUCCUGCACCAUACCAGGGGCUUCUGUUGCUCUUUGCUGUUCUCAUUCAAGUGGCUGUGAGUUCCCAAUGGCUUCUAACAUCACCACCAGAAGUCAUUUCAUCCCCUAUCAAUCGCUACACUAUCAUCCUGGCCAACUCCAAUACGCCCAUCCAACAAUCUGUUCACCUCUGUCGCACUCCUUUCUCUGAGCAUCUUCUGUCUCUCAUCUACGUGGUCUUUCUGAUCCUCUUCGUGGCUGUGCUGGCCAUUAAAUCCCGUGGCAUUCGCGACAAUUACCGUGAAGCCACAUACAUUGGUCUGGCCAUUGGGGGAAGUAUCCCAAUCUGGCUGGGAUGGACUCUCUGUGGAUUGGCUGUGGCUGAGAGACAUCGUGACGCUUGUCUGGCUUUUGGACUCAUUGCCACUUCAGCUACAGUCUUCCUGGUGAUGUUCAUGCCCAAAGGACGCCAAUUGGCUGCCAUGGGCAAGGAAGGACUGUAUAUGGAGGAUCGAGAGGAACGAUGCAGUUCACUGAGUCGUACAGCAUCUGGAUACUCACCGUCAUUCUUCCACUUUAAGCCCAUCAAAUAUGGGGUGAUGGGAAACAAUUCAGGGAAUAAUACAGCAACGGGCGAGGGAGGAAGAUCAGCUGGUGGAAGUAACCAGAAUGCCAAGCAUCAGGUCAUCGCUACUUUGGGAGGAGGCGCCGAUAUGAAUUAUCGCAUGUAUGAUUACUUUCGAGCACAUUUGACUUAUCCCUUUUGUUACUAUCUCCCCAUCGCAACACAAAUUCCACCACAAAUUCUACCACUUCACCAAUAUAACCACAAUUGGUAUCCAGGUGCAGGGCUGUUUAUGCGACCCGAUGAUGCAAAUGUUUACACCACAUUGGAGCAAACACUGAGUAGCAAUCCAAAUGUAUAUUUUCAAAGAAGUGGCGGAGUCCAUCCUGGAAUGAUGUACUGAAGAAAUUUUCUCCUAUUCUUAAGUCAAGACCUAUUUUUUUUGUGUAAAAAAAAAACCUUCGAUAUGAUAGCAAUUGUAUCAUGACUGAAACUGUUCAUUUUGUUGCCUACAAACGAAUAGACACUGUAAUUAGUAAUCUUUUUUUCUUUACAAUUAAGUUCCAGAAGCCACACACUUCAAAAAAGAAUGUGUUUGUAUUUUUUUUCUAAGAAAGUUACACUUUUUUUUACGUCUCAAUUGUAUAAAUAAAUAAUAAUUAAAAAA